AUGGAUAAGAAGCCCGGCAGAUCGCAAGAACCAGAAGUGAGAAAAGGGCCAUGGACCAUGGAAGAAGACUUGAUUCUAAUGAAUUACAUUGGAAAUCAUGGAGAAGGUGAAUGGAACUCGCUAGCACGAUCGGCAGGACUGAAACGCACCGGAAAAAGCUGCCGUCUCCGGUGGCUUAACUACCUGAAGCCAGACGUCCGGAGGGGAAACAUUACAGCUGAAGAGCAGCUCCUGAUCAUGGAACUGCACGCAAGGUGGGGAAACAGAUGGUCUAAAAUUGCAAAGCAUCUACCGGGCAGAACUGAUAAUGAAAUAAAGAACUACUGGAGGACGAAAAUUCGAAAACACAUCAAGGAAGCAGAGAACAACCCCAGCCAAAGCUCAGAGAUAAACCCUGAACAGACCACAAGUAGUCAGGUGUCCAGUGAUGCCAAUGCAGUUGAACCAUGUUCUCCAACAUAUACUGGAAACCUGCAGGAGGCUUGGAUGGGUGCUUUGCCCACUGAAUCUAACGACAGUUUUUGGAGCGUUGAGGAUCUCUGGUAUAUGCCGUAA
Messenger RNA from Nelumbo nucifera (sacred lotus), 555 nucleotides. RefSeq names its product MYB-like transcription factor EOBII. The record is from RefSeq and is a predicted model, not a curated record. Gene Ontology annotation, molecular function: DNA-binding transcription factor activity; sequence-specific DNA binding. NCBI's taxonomy places the organism in Eukaryota, Viridiplantae, Streptophyta, Magnoliopsida, Proteales, Nelumbonaceae. Gene Ontology annotation, biological process: regulation of DNA-templated transcription. Gene Ontology annotation, cellular component: nucleus.